AUGCUACUAUUACAUUCGUUACUUCUAUCACCUACAGGACAAAUUUUAGCAAAUUUAAAAGCACUUGAUUCGGAUUAUUUUGCUAAAACAUAUCUUAAUCGUUCAUCAAAGGUUGGUGAAAUUCCGCUUGAAAAGUUUAAUACAUGGGGAGGAUCAUUAAGUAUCGGCCACCCAUUUGGUGCUACCGGUGUUCGACUUGUGACUACGGCUGCUAACCGAUUAAUUAAAGAAAAUAAACGUUAUGCAUUGUUAGCUGCUUGCGCUGCUGGUGGUCAAGGCCACGCAAUGUUAAUCGAACGUUAUCCAUGA
Messenger RNA from Rotaria socialis, 309 nucleotides. The record is from the annotation of a GenBank genome assembly. Lineage: Eukaryota; Metazoa; Rotifera; Eurotatoria; Philodinida; Philodinidae.